This is a messenger RNA of Drosophila eugracilis, 2399 nucleotides long. RefSeq names its product adhesion G-protein coupled receptor G2. Gene Ontology annotation, cellular component: membrane. NCBI's taxonomy places the organism in Eukaryota, Metazoa, Arthropoda, Insecta, Diptera, Drosophilidae. The transcript is spliced from 2 exons. Gene Ontology annotation, molecular function: G protein-coupled receptor activity. Gene Ontology annotation, biological process: cell surface receptor signaling pathway; G protein-coupled receptor signaling pathway. The coding region runs from base 52 to 2313 and encodes 753 amino acids. The record is from RefSeq and is a predicted model, not a curated record.
GCGACAACGCAGCCUGCGCUUAAGUUAAGUUAAGUUAAAAGAUAUAGUACUAUGCUGCUGCUUCUCUGGUGGAUUGCAAGCUAUAUAAUACUCGUGCUCGGGAGUACGGGCCCGCCCCUCUAUGCCCUGGAUCAGCCGAACGUUGGCAGGUGUCUGGACUACUGCCACCUGAAGAACCUGCGGUUCCUCCUCUGCGUGGACACAGACGGACAGCUCUCUCACAAUCCCUACAAGGACUGCAACCGAGGAUUCUGCAAGGCCGAGGACUUCGAACUGGAAUACAUAACGAGCGACGGCUUGGAAGAACGAACCAAUCGAGUGGAGAAAACAAGAGUCGGGCAAAAAGCACAUCUGCGGGAUCUGUGUCUCAAUGAAAGAGGAAUUCCCAUCACACGAAGGUGCCAGAUUCGAAAUGGAAAUAGAGUUUGGCAAGAUAUGGAUCAUAUAACCUGCAGAUCAGCCCCCGAGCUCAGCUCAAGUAUAAACCUUCUGGCUGUAAAGAAUCCGCCGGACAUGAUUAGCCAGCUAAGUGGCCUCUUGACUCAGUCACAGGAAAAACUCGCAGCCGCCGAUGUCUUCAGUAUCUCUGAGAUAUUCGAUUCCCUCGUCAAGAAACCAGAAAGAAAGGCUGAAGUCAUCGGGGACCUGAUGAAGAUUUGCCAGAAGGUAAUGUCCACGGACAACGAAACCCUCCGUAUUUCAGCCGAUGUUAAUGCCACAAAUGCCCUGCUAAGCAACUUCGAGGACUAUUUAGAUUCACUGAGCUCAAAGAUAUUUCAAAAUAACAUCAGCGCCUUUAGCAACAGUGCGGAGUUCAACUUCCAGUCGGUUCUUGACAUGGGAGUUGUGGUUCUGAAGACGAGCGAGCUGAGUGUGUUUUUCGUGGAUCCGUCGGUGAUGAAUGUUACUGGAAUGGCUAUCUUCUCAAAUACAUCGGAAUUCAAAAUGCUGCAUUCGUCCGAUAAUGUGGAUGAUGUGCGGGCGAUGGAAAAUCUGGAGACUGCGGUCUUUCUGCCUGAGACACUUUGGAGGAAACUGAAGCAAAAGGGAGCCUCUUAUUUGGUCUUCAAGGUCUAUACUCGAGAUGCACUUUUUGUGGAGACGAAAGAAGAACUCCUCAGACGACCGACUAGUAAUGUUAUCUCUAUAACCUUACCAGGAGUGGAAGACACCAGACUACCUGAAAAGUUGCCGUUCUUCCUUCGCAAUGGAAAUACGAAUCAAACUCAAUCUGAAGGUGGGUGCGGCUACUGGAACUACGAGACCUGGCUAAGUGAUGGAAUUUCCACCUGUGGCAGUGGCUGCAUGGACAACUCAUCGCAUCCGGUGAUCCUUUGCCACGCGGAUCACCUCACCCAGUUCACCUUCCUACUGGGAGUGAGCAAAAUGCAGAUUGGCUUGGACACCUAUGAAGAUGAUCAUACCUUGGAUAUAAUCACUAACGUUGGCUUGAUCCUCUCGCUGAUGGGACUCUUUAUCAUCUUCCUGACUGCAGUGAUCUUCAAAAGCUUCAGGACCCUAGCCUCGACGAAGAUACUACUAAAUCUCUGCACUGCCCUGGGCCUGCAGUUGCUCUUCUUCCUGGUGGUGAGCCAAAGCCAGUUACUGGAGCAGCUGGGUCAAACCGAUUUGGAGCGGUGCACCCUUAUCGGAGCCGUUAUGCAGUACCUACUGCUGGUAGUCUUCAGCUGGAUGUUCAUCAUUGGCUUCCUGCAGUAUCAAAGAUAUGUCAGGGUCAUUGGAGUCAAUCACCCAAGACACUAUAUUCUGGCAUCCGCUAUUGUGGCCUGGACAUUGCCUCUAAUACCCACCCUGAUGGUGGUCUUCCUGGAUCCCGACUCCUACAAACCCAGUAAUGCCACGCAGAAUGCAGCUGUUCUGUGCUAUCCUUCGGGAUAUGGUUUGAGUCUGGGAGUCAUCCUGCCGAUUGGUCUGAUCACAGUGGCCAAUGCCAUAUUGGUGGGCUACAUCACCUGGAGUGUCUAUAAGGCCCUCUUCACGCGUGAUCUCAUCAUUAAGCAACUGGGCCUCUUCGUGCUGCUCUUCUUUCUCCUGGGAAUCACCUGGAUCUUUGGUCUCUGUACUUAUUUCGAUUUCGGCAGGAUCUUCGCCUACCUCUUCUGCCUCACGGCCACUCUCCAAGGGUUUGUCCUCUUCAUCUACUUCAUAGUUUUCAACAAGGAUAAUCAGCGUGCCUGGCGAAGUCUCUGCUGCAGUUUGGGCAGAAAGAAAGAUCAGGAAACCAUAGAAAUGCCCACGGACUCCAGCUUGAAACGCCUGAGUCAGUCAUCUACUCAAAGUACCAGUAAUUAGCUAGGUUAACUAAUGUAGUUUUAGCAAGUAAAUUGAAGAAAUUAACUAAGUUAAAUCAUUAAUAAAUAAAAAGUAUCUAGAUGAUA